AUGGCACUUACAGCUCAACUGUGCCAAGCCAGGACUUGGUUCUUCAUCUCCUUUUUCACUAGGGGUGUAUUGGAAGUAAUUGGAUAUAUCACACGCUCAAUUUCAGCUAAUCAAGCACCGAACUACGCCAUGACGCCUGGGAUCGUGCAAACUCUCUUUAUCCUGGUGGCGCCUUCUCUUUUCGCAGCAAGUGUAUACAUGGAAUGUGGUCGGAGCAUAGUGUGGACCGAAGGCGAAAAAUACGCUAUCGUCCGGCCCAACUGGAUUACCAAGGUCUUCCUAAUUGGUGACAUCGCAGCGUUUGUGGCUCAGGGCGCUGCAUCUCUCUCAAGCAGUUUCGAGAGCGGCGAAAGACUCAUCAAGACCGGCAUAAUUGUCCAGGUAGUCUUCUUUGGGCUGUUCGUCAUCAAUGCCGGUGUGUCCCAUGUCCGAAUUCGAAGGGAUAUCGCCAGCUGUGUGGCCCCAUGCGCAACCCCGUGGGAGUUGCAUCUUCGGGUGUUGUACGUGGGGAGCUCUCUGAUAUUGCCGCGGUCUGUCUUUCGUCUGGUGGAAUACGUAGGUGGCGAAGGAAACGUUCUGUCGCAACAUGAGUACUACGCAUUGAUCUUUGAUGCCAUGCUGAUGCUCCUAGCGAUGCUCCUAUUGAAUGUGUGCUAUCCGUCGGCUGUCCAGAAUAAGGAUCUAUCCCCCAGGGGUAUAUUGCUGAGGGACCUGGCUCGCGGGUGCCCGGGAUUAAGUUGA
Aspergillus homomorphus CBS 101889 is the source of this 741-nucleotide messenger RNA. RefSeq names its product RTA1 domain-containing protein. Lineage: Eukaryota; Fungi; Ascomycota; Eurotiomycetes; Eurotiales; Aspergillaceae. The coding region runs from base 1 to 741 and encodes 246 amino acids. Gene Ontology annotation, cellular component: membrane. The record is from RefSeq and is a predicted model, not a curated record. The transcript is spliced from 4 exons.